AUGGGAGAUUCAGAUUCAGAUAGAGAUAAUAUAUAUGGAAAGACCAAUACAAAUAGAUUGUUCGCUUUAGAUGAGUUUCUUGAUGACAAUUCAGAUGGGAUGUAUUCUGAUGCAUCUUUAUCACUUUCAGACAACAUGCAAAAAAUACUUGAAGAGCGAAAGCUAUAUUCCUUUAAUCAAAUGGCUCCAUCACAAUACUCUCCUAUAUACAUGGACAAGUCUGAGCAGGGGGCGUAUGUAGAUGCAUGGUAUACCAAAAAAAGAAGAAGGCCAUAUAAUGCCCCGUGGGGGUAUACUACUUCUCCCGAAAGAGAGGGGUAUGAGGCAGAGCCUAUUCAAUAUCAAUCGCCACCGCAUGAGCUGAAAAAGAAAAAGAUGUGUUUGGGGGUUCUUAAAAAGAUCCCUGCGCCUCAGGAAAAAAGCACAGUUAAUUCUGUUCUUCCUCUGUACUUAAAUGCCACAACAAGUUUUGAGGGGCCCGGACAAAGAAUUGAAUUUUUAAAGAUUAGCCAUAAUUUCAUGUCAAAAGUACAGGGAAUUGAUUACUCUUCACUCACAGUACAGCAGUUAAAAAGCAUAAUGAAGGAGUUUGGUCUUUCAUACACGGGCAAAAAGCAUGAGUUAAUUGACAGACUGCUUAAAACUGUAGAUAAAAUACAGAAAAAACAAAAUCAGGAGAAAAGCAAUGCAUGCACACCUCCUGAUCAAACAAAGAGCCAAAGCAAUGUGCAAGAACCCAGUACGCCAGAGGAUAAAACAUCUCUAGGGUUUAUGUUCUUUUAAAUCUAAUACUAAAUAAAG
This is a messenger RNA of Nematocida parisii ERTm1, 801 nucleotides long. RefSeq lists its product as uncharacterized. NCBI's taxonomy places the organism in Eukaryota, Fungi, Microsporidia. Bases 1 to 783 code for a protein of 260 amino acids. The record is from RefSeq and is a predicted model, not a curated record. The transcript has a single exon.